AUCUUUCUUGCUGGGCCAUGGAAGUAGCUCCGUGGGCUGAUUAAGGCCGACAACAUGUGAUGUGAGUGAGCUCCUAAAUGGACCAACCGGUUUGAGUUCUAUAGCAUGUUUAAUCAUUUGGUUUCACAGAUGCAAUUUUCCGGCUCUUCAAUCGGCUCCUCGCACAUGAUUCGACUCCUCUGGAUUGAUUGAACACCAAUGUUUUUGUGAUGAGAAUAUGUGGUAUAGGAUUAAGAGUUGCCUUCUGCUUAAACACUAAGCAUGGGGAAAUGUCGCGUCCUCUUCUCAUGUCCUUCCUCUUCCCUUCUCUGGUUUUCUAACUCAUCGGGAAAAGAAGACAAUUUAAUCAUCCACCUAACCCCACCCCCCCUCUCCGUAGACACCUCUAUAUAAUGAAGAACACACAUUCUCCUCUUUUCACCUGCAACAGAUCAUCAGAUACAACCUCGGACAAUUGUUCCUCUGGCAAAUUGAGAAUGGUAUUCUUCAAAGGUUGUGCACUGGCCUUGGUUCUCUUAUCACUCCUCGCCAUCGGUCCUGCCCAAGGUGACCAUAUGCUGGGAAGUAAUUCUUGCCCGGUGAUCGAGUUGAAUUCCGUCAAGGACAACGCGCCGAGUCCACCUCCUCCCAAGAUAGACUGUGAUGCGGCAUGCUCAGCUCGGUGCAGGCUAUCGUCACGACCUCAUCUCUGCAAGAGGGCAUGUGGGACGUGCUGUGAGCGCUGUGAUUGCGUUCCUCCUGGAACUUCAGGGAACUAUGAUGUCUGCCCUUGCUAUGCCAAUAUGACCACCCAUGGUGGCCGCCACAAAUGCCCCUAGGCAAGGCUGCAGACUGUACGGUUUUAUCAUAUGGGCGAUGAGAGUUUAUUGGUCAUGGCGUGCAUAAAUUACACCAAAUAGUAUGCAUAUACACACACUCGUGUACGAAGUAUCAUUAUACAUCUGCAUUUAUGAUAUGAUCCCAAUUCGAAAUA
This is a messenger RNA of Punica granatum (pomegranate), 973 nucleotides long. The record is from RefSeq and is a predicted model, not a curated record. NCBI's taxonomy places the organism in Eukaryota, Viridiplantae, Streptophyta, Magnoliopsida, Myrtales, Lythraceae.